AUGGGAGGCAAAGGCAAACCGGGAAGAGAAAUCUUGAAGACCUCGUUGCACCUUGUGGAAGAGUACCAUGCUGUGAACAAAUUCAGACCAGAAGAUGCCCAAGGGGUGAGGCCAGUGAUAACAUGGAGGCCUCCUACCCGAGAACAACAUAAGGUGAACAUCGAUGGUGCAGUCUUCAAGCAUAGAAAAAAGGCGAGAAUUGGUGUGGUGAUUCGGGAUGAAAAUGGGGUGGUAACAGCAGCCUUAAGUAAGAUAUUAAAUGCACCUCUGGGAGCAAUGGAGAUCGAAGCAAAAGCAAUGGAAGCAGGUGUACUGUUUGCACAGGAUGUGGGGAUUAGGGAGGCAAUGUUUGAAGGAGACUCGUUGGUCAUUUGCAAGGCCCUCCAGGGUGAGGGGGAGGCUCCCUCAUCCACUCAUAAUGUGUUGGUAGUAACAUUGGAACAAACCUCAGGCUUUAGAAGCUUUUAUUUCUCUCAUGUAAAAACACAGGGAAAUGUCUCUGCUCACUUGUUAGCUCAGUACGCAAAAGAGGUCGAGAACUAUGUAGUUUGGCUAGAGGAAUGCCCUAGCUUUUUAGAGCACGUGUGUGCUCAUGAUAUGUCUGUAGUCUCUCAUUCCUGA
This is a messenger RNA of Quercus robur (English oak), 621 nucleotides long. RefSeq lists its product as uncharacterized. Bases 1 to 621 code for a protein of 206 amino acids. The record is from RefSeq and is a predicted model, not a curated record. NCBI's taxonomy places the organism in Eukaryota, Viridiplantae, Streptophyta, Magnoliopsida, Fagales, Fagaceae. The transcript has a single exon. Gene Ontology annotation, molecular function: RNA-DNA hybrid ribonuclease activity; nucleic acid binding.